ACGCACUCCAAAAAAAAAAAAAAAAAAAAAAAAAAAAAAAAAAAAAAAAUAAGAAAAAGAAAAAAUCAAAAAGAAACUUUUAUUCAAUAAUAAUAUUAUCAUGUGGACUGUUUGUGGUACAUGUCAUUUGUGUCUUCUUUUACUUUUGUUGGGUAGUUGUCAUGGGACAGGAAACGGUGGGACUACAGAUUUAGAUGAAUGUGCUGACGCAACAGAUGAUUGUCACAUUGAUGCCAUUUGCCAAAACACCCCCAAAUCCUUCAAAUGCAUCUGUAAACCAGGCUAUAAGGGAGAUGGGAAACAAUGUGAAGACAUUGACGAAUGUGAUAAUGACUACACUGGCGGCUGUGUUCAUGAGUGUAUCAACAUUCCUGGCAACUACAGGUGCACUUGCUAUGACGGCUUCAUGCUUGCACAUGAUGGACAUAACUGUCUGGAUGUUGACGAGUGUCUUGACAACAAUGGUGGCUGUCAGCAGAUAUGUGUGAAUACAAUGGGAAGUUAUGAAUGUUUAUGUAAGGAUGGAUUUUUUUUAAGUGACAACCAGCAUACCUGUAUUCAUCGCUCUGAUGAUGGAAUGAACUGUAUGAACAAAGACCAUGGAUGUGCACAUAUAUGCAGAGAAACACCCAAGGGUGGUGUAGCUUGUGAAUGUCGGCCUGGAUUUGAACUGGCAAAAAACCAAAGAGACUGCACACUAACCUGUAACUAUGGGAAUGGAGGCUGUCAGCACACAUGCGAUGACACUGACAAUGGCCCGGUUUGCGGCUGUCAUCAGAAGUACGCUUUGCACUCUGACAGUAAAACGUGCAUUGAGAAGGAUGAGGCUGCAAUUGAGAGCUCUGAGUUCAAUGCCACGUCAGUAGCUGAUGUGGACAAGCGGGUGAAACGGCGGCUCCUUAUGGAAACCUGUGCUGUCAAUAACGGAGGCUGUGACCGCACUUGUAAAGACACGGCCACUGGUGUACGGUGCAGUUGUCCAGUUGGAUUCACUCUGCAGCCUGAUGGGAAAACAUGCAAAGAUAUUGACGAGUGUCUCGUAAACAAUGGCAGUUGUGAUCACUUCUGCAGGAACACCGUUGGCAGUUUUGAAUGUAGCUGUCAGAAGGGCUACAAGCUUUUAACGGACGAGAGAAGCUGUCAAGAUAUUGAUGAAUGCUCAUUUGAAAGAACGUGUGACCACACAUGUAUCAACUAUCCUGGGAGUUUUGAAUGUGUAUGUUUCAAAGGAUAUACACUCUAUGGGCUGACGCAUUGUGGAGAUAUUGAUGAGUGCAGCAUCAAUAAUGGCAGUUGUGAACAUGGAUGCUGGAACACUGUUGGUAGUUUUGAAUGUACCUGUCCACCUGGGCAGAAGAUACACUGGAACAAGAAGGACUGUCUUGAGGCAGUGAAGUGUCUCCCAAGCAAGAAGCCUACCCCCAAGGCACAACUGGCAUGUGUCAAGAAUGGAGGAAUGGAGAGCUGCUCGCUGUCCUGUCCUGCCAAUGCCCUCUUUGUAGCAGAUUCGGAGAAUAGCUAUGCCUUAAGCUGUGGAGUUCCAGUGCAGCCAACGAAAUUUUCUCAGAAACGCAACAGCACCAUGCAAAGCUGCCCAGAUUCUUUGGCACCUCCAAUUAAGCAAAAAGCCAGAUUUAAAAUCAAAGAUGCCAAAUGCCACUUGAGACCCCGCAGGAGGGAAAAGUUUCGAGAACUGCCAAAACAGACACCCAUAGGAGUUCAGUUUCCUUGCACUGACAACUGCCAGGUAAACUUUGUGAACUUAAAGUGUGAUUCUUCCAAGAAAAGAAGACGGGGGCGCAAAUCCCCUUCCAAGGAGGUGUCUCACAUAACAGCUGAAUUUGAAGUUGAAAUUAAAGAGGUAGAAGUGUCAGAAUCCUGCAACCUUGACUGUGUACGUGAAAGAAUGGAACAGAAGCUGCAGACUCUCAUCAAAACUCUGAGGAAGUCUAUCAACAAGCAGCAAUUUUAUAUCCAAUUAUCUGGAACUGAGUAUGAAGUCACUCACAAGCCAGCAAAGACAUCUGAUACCCAGGAGUCUUGUAGCACUGGGCAAGUUCUGCGAGAUGGUAAAUGUGUCAGCUGCAGUGUGGGCACUUACUACAGUGGAGAACAAGAUCAGUGUCUUCAUUGUCCCUCUGGAACCUACCAGGAUACUGAAGGACAGCUUUCAUGUGAACCUUGUCCAACUAAUGAAGGGCUGGGUGUCACUGGGGCCAAGAAUGUUUCAGAAUGUGGAGGUCAAUGUGAACCAGGACAUUACUCUGCAGAUGGAUUCAAACCAUGUAAGGCGUGCCCUUUGGGCUCAUACCAGUCUGAGCCUGGGCGUACACUGUGCUUCCAAUGUGGAGGAGGCCUCAUGACGAAAUAUGAGGGGGCAGUUUCAUUCCAGGAUUGUGAGACCAAAGUUCAUUGUUCUCCUGGUCAUUACUAUAAUGCAACAACACACAGAUGCAUCAGAUGUCCUGCUGGAACAUACCAGCUGGAGUUUGGACAGAACUACUGCAUUACCUGCCCAGGAAACACAACUACUGACUUUGAUGGCUCCACUAAUGUCACCCACUGCAAAAAUCAACAGUGUGGUGGUGAGCUUGGGGACUACACAGGUUACAUCGAGUCACCCAACUAUCCUGGAGACUAUCCGGCAAAUGUGGACUGCAUUUGGAAUAUAAAUCCACCCCCUAAAAGGCGCAUCCUGAUUGUGGUGCCAGAAAUUUUUCUUCCUAUUGAAGAUGAAUGUGGAGAUGCUCUUGUCAUGAGGAAAAGUGCUUCACCUACCUCAAUAACAACAUAUGAAACAUGUCAGACAUAUGAGAGACCAAUCGCAUUCACAUCCAGGUCCCGUAAACUGUGGAUCCAGUUUAAGUCUAAUGAAGGGAACAGUGGCAAAGGUUUCCAAGUACCAUAUGUCACUUAUGACGAAGAUUACCAGGAACUAAUAGAAGACAUUGUGCGGGAUGGGAGAUUAUAUGCUUCGGAAAAUCACCAAGAAAUUUUAAAAGACAAAAAAUUAAUAAAAGCACUUUUCGAUGUGUUAGCUCACCCUCAGAAUUACUUCAGAUACACAGCCCAGGAAUCCAAGGAAAUGUUUCCACGAUCCUUCAUCAAAUUGCUACGCUCCAAAGUGUCCAGAUUUUUACGGCCGUAUAAAUAGUUAUAAGUUAAAAAUUAUAUGUGUGUUUCUACUUUGGAUUGCUUGCAUCUUUCCACCACAAUAGAAAGAAAACUGUCCUCUUGUCAGUUUAAUUCAUCUUUAUUAUUACUUUUUACAGUCUUCAUGUUGACUUUAAACAUUGGACAUUCUUAUGUGUCUUAUGUGUGAAAAUAAUAUUUAUAUUUUAUGUACUAAAAUUUGCAGAAGCCAAAUUCAUGGAUAAGGGUUUUCUUGUGUUUUUUUUUUUUGUUUGUUUGUUUUUAUAUUUUCUUGUGGGUGGGAGAGUGGAGGCGAGGAGGAGCGUUUUUUAUUAUCAUUUCUGCACAUAGCUGAAACAUUCCACAGCGGUAGUAUAUACAGUAUACAGUCUCUCUAUAUAUAUAGACUGUAAAUGACAGUAGAUAAGACAGUAUAUAUUUCAGCUCACAUAUAUUUGUUCAGGCACUUCCAGAACUAGCUGUUCCCUUCAGAAAUUUUCUUUUACAAUAGUCUUACAGUAUAAGCCGCUAACUGAAUGUUAUCAGGCCUUCCCAGGAUUUGCCCAACCUCCUCGCUUCAUCACUUGGCUGCCUCUCCCAACCCUUUAGCACUUCAGGAGUCACCAUUUACUUUUUCCUGAUAAGAACCCAGUUCAACUCAAGUCAAACUAAUUAGCCAGAGUGACUCUUUUGACUUUAGGUGUUUAUCACACAACUGGGAGAGAAAGGAAAAUGAAAACUUUACUAAGGUGUCUCUGUAAAUUACUUCUGACUGUCUCAGAGACAGAAAGACUAUUAAUGUAGUCAUGCAACGACCUUCUUUUGAGGAACCACUUGAUGCUCACACCCUUAUACCAAUUUCUUUAAGAUAUUUCUGUAUUAUGGUGACUUUUAACUUUUGUGAAGGACUUCUGGCUUGAGCCGUCAUUGCACCCAAAUGAGGGAUUUAAGUAAGCAGUACCUCUACUUCAGACGUUUGUAAAAUGAAAAGUUAAAGCAAAAGCAAAAUUAUGUGGGGAUUGGUAUAUAGCUAUAUUUAACCAUCAUACAGUGAUAACAGACCUUCAAUGCACACAAUUGUGUUUGUGUACAUAUGAGGUUGGAGAAGUCCAUUGUCAGUAAGUAAGAAAUAAAAUAGUUAAUUAAACACAAGAUAAUACAAUUAAAAAAAUUACCAAAACGUUGUUUUUGACUGUUAGCUUUAUUUUAAUCAUAAAAUCAACUUUCAUAUAUUUUCCUU
Molecule: messenger RNA, 4372 nt
Organism: Polypterus senegalus (gray bichir)
Lineage: Eukaryota; Metazoa; Chordata; Cladistia; Polypteriformes; Polypteridae
Gene: scube1
Product: signal peptide, CUB domain, EGF-like 1
Exons: 23
Coding region: 101-3154 (1017 amino acids)
Biological process (GO): signal transduction
Cellular component (GO): cell surface
Molecular function (GO): calcium ion binding
Source: RefSeq, a predicted model, not a curated record